Messenger RNA from Brassica oleracea var. oleracea, 711 nucleotides. Its product is annotated as glycine-rich RNA-binding protein 2, mitochondrial-like. The coding region runs from base 86 to 541 and encodes 151 amino acids. Gene Ontology annotation, molecular function: RNA binding. The transcript is spliced from 5 exons. The record is from RefSeq and is a predicted model, not a curated record. NCBI's taxonomy places the organism in Eukaryota, Viridiplantae, Streptophyta, Magnoliopsida, Brassicales, Brassicaceae.
UACACCUCUUAAACCCUAUUCCUUGGCCCCUGCCUCUCUCUCUCAGUUUACCAAAACCCUAGUUUCGAAGCUUUACCACUCAGAAAUGGCUUUCUGCAAAAAUCUCGGUGGUCUAUUGAGGCAAGGUGCGGUUUCUCAGACCGGGAAUGUUCCCGUUCAGUCUAUGCUCGGUUCUCUCCGGUACAUGUCUACCAAGCUCUUUGUCGGUGGUCUCUCAUGGGGGACUGAUGACCAGUCAUUGAGAGAGGCUUUCUCCAACUUCGGUGAAGUAAUCGACUCUAAGGUCAUUGUUGAUAGGGAAACCGGAAGGUCAAGGGGGUUUGGAUUUGUCAAUUUCUCUGAUGAGAGUGCUGCUAAUGCCGCAAUUUCAGAGAUGGACGGAAAGGAACUGAAUGGACGCAACAUCCGAGUGAAUGUUGCUAACGAUAGACCAAGUGCUCCCCGGGCUUAUGGAGGUGGUGGUGGCUAUGGAGGUGGUGGUGGCGGCUACGGUGGAGGUGGUGGUGGCUAUGGAGGAGGUGGUGAUGGAGGCGGUUACUAAACAGAGGAGCUUCUUGUGAAAGAAGAAAUUGAUCUUUCUGUUUGUUUUGGACCUUCGUUUGUUUUUUUUAUAAUUUAAAUUUAGUCUGGUGCUAGUACAAAACCUGAAUGGGAUUUGUUGAAACUCUAGUAGUCAUUACUCUCUUAUCUAAAAGACACCUUUUUCACUCA